Adineta steineri is the source of this 945-nucleotide messenger RNA. Lineage: Eukaryota; Metazoa; Rotifera; Eurotatoria; Adinetida; Adinetidae. The record is from the annotation of a GenBank genome assembly.
AUGCCUCAUGUUAGUUUGACUAAUCCAAGAUUGUUUACAUCCGAUAAUCUCCAUCUUCCAAAAUAUCUUCAAUGUGCAUAUCAUAAUCGAACUCAACUUGAAUAUGGUCGUUCUCAUUUUGCUCGUAGUCGAGUAAUUAUUUGUGGAAUGAUUCGUGAUCGUGAAAAUCAAAUUGAUCGCCUUCGACAGCAAAUUGAAUCUAUAACGAAACUUUUCGAUGAUUACGCUGUUGUUAUUGUUGAGAAUGAUUCAACGGAUAAAACUCGACAGAAAUUAAUUCAUUGGGCUGAAGAUAAAGAAGUCGCAGGUCGAAUUCAUGUCAUCGGAUGUGGAAAUCGAAUCAAUGAUCCUUCCUCAUGCAAUCUAUCACUAGCUCCUACACAACCUAAGGCUGGUGCAAAUCUAUUACGUAUUGAAAAAAUGGUACAGCUGAGAAAUCUUUAUAUGAUAUAUCUGGAAAAUAAUAUACAAUUUGCAAACUAUGAAUAUAUUCUUAUUCAAGAUUUUGAUCUAUGGGGUUAUACAUAUAUUGAUGGAUUUCUUUCUACCGGUUUCUAUUUGAGUACAGAUCCUACUAUUGAUGCAAUUUGUUCUAAUGGUAUUCGUCAUAAUGAAUUCUUAGCUGGUUUAAUUUCGUACAAAACCUAUUUUGAUCCCUAUGCUCAUAAAGAUGAAUUUGAUCAAAAGUGGACUGUUAAUUCGAACAAUCUUUGGUCUUCAAUUUUUCGUUAUUAUUUAUGUAACAAUCAUCUUAUAAAAGUACAAUCAUGUUUUUCUGGUCAAACUAUUUAUCGACGUCAAAGUUUGAAAGGUAAACGCUAUCGAACAUAUCUUAAUUUUAAUCAACAACCAAUUUGUGAACAUGUUGGAUUACAUGAGACAUUGGAGAAUAUCUAUUUAAAUAGUGAAAUGAUAUUUUAUAUUAUGGAAAAUAAUCUUUCAUAG